AUGUACAUCAUGUUUGGAGAAUUAUGUGUUUGUGAGUCUUCUUCAAAAUGUACAACAUGUGCCAAUGGAUAUUAUCUUACGACUUAUGAUACUUGUGCUUCUUGUUCAAAUUCAUUUUUGUUUUGUGAAACAUGCAAUUUAACAAGUUGUAUUUCAUGUAGGUUUUCUAAUUAUGUAUUAUAUGAUGGACAAUGUAUUGAAUGUUCAUAUAGUCCAUGUACUCAAUGUAAUAUCCUGGAAGAGUGUGUCUCUUGUUCUUUUUCAACUGGAUAUUGCCUUGAUUCAUCUGAGUGUGUUCUUCAAAGUGAAUAUAACUGUGGUGUAACAACACAAAAAUGUAGAGGGGGUACUUGUACUUCAUGUGCAAAUGGGUAUUUUCUUUCUACAAAUAAUAAAUGUGAUAGUUGUCAAAAGAAAUAUCCAUACUGUUCGACAUGUGAUUCUGAAACUUGUCAGAGUUGUGUUGUAGGAUAUCAUUUAUCUACUUUAGGUACAUGUAUUAAAUGUGAAAAUUGUGGAGAAGCAGGAUGUUCAGAAGAUGGUACUGUUUGUUUUGAUUGUCAACCAGACUAUAUUAUUCAACCUAAUGGAAAGUGUGUAUUCUAUUCAACAGUUCAUUGUAGUUUAGCGUUGUAUGGAAGAUGUAUAGAAUGUGAAUCAGGUUAUUCAUUAAUUGGUGGGAAUUGUCUUCAGAAUACAAUUUGUUCAGAAACUACAGUAACAUUACUAAAUGGUAGUUGUGUAGAACAACAGAAUGAUCUUUGUGCCACUGGAUUUAAUAUUGAAGGUGUUUGUGUUAAUUGUCAACAAUCAUAUGAUCAUUGUACACAUUGUGUUACUGUUUCAACAGGACAGUACUGUUCAGUUUGUUCUGAAGGAUAUUAUCCUCAUGGUCCAGAUUGUCAAAGUUGUAAAUCUAUUGGUUGUUUAACAUGUUCUAAUAGAAUUUAUGACCCAAAGUCAACAUAUAAUAAAACAUGUACUAAGUGUUUAGAUGGUUAUUAUCUUGAUGAUGACUCAUGCUUUCAAAUUAAACAUUGUGAUGUUAUCAAUGGAAAUACAUGUGAAAUUUGUUCAACUAAUUAUAUUAAAAAUAAUGAUGGACUCUGUAUUAGUUAUAUCACUGUUAAUCAUUGUAUGGGUGCUUCAAAUAAUUAUUGUUCUUCUUGUGACGUUAAAUAUUAUAUUGAUCCAAUUACUCAUACUUGUCUUCCAUGUGGUUCAUCUGAAUGUGAGACCUGUAAUUCAGCAACAAAUUGUACUUUAUGUUAUGCUCCAUCGACAUUAAGUGAAGGUGUCUGUAAAACAUGUGAUAUUUUAAAUUGUGUUACUUGUUCAAGAUCAUCAUAUACUUGUGAUAGUUGUAAUCCUGGAUAUUAUCUUAACUCAGACAAUUUCUGUACAUCUUGUUCAGAAACAUUUUCUCAUUGUUCUAUUUGUUCAUCAAGUCAUUGUACAAUAUGUUCCAAUAAUUAUUAUUUAGACUCAUUAAAUCAAUGUCAAGAGUGUUCAACUAUGGUUGGUUGUUUGAUUUGUUCUCCAAAGGAAGAAAGGUGUUUGACUUGUUUAUCUGAUGAAUACUAUCUUGACUCUGUAACAUCAACUUGUAUUAGUUGUUCAAUACUUUCUGGUUGUAAACGUUGUAGUAAUGCUUUUGCGUGUACUGAAUGUAAUUCUAAUUAUUAUUUAGAUGGAGCAAGAUGCCAACAAUGUAAUACUAUUACUGGAUGUGCUACAUGUAGCUCACUAAAGAAACAAUGUUUAUCAUGUCUUCCAACAUACAAAACAGAGACAAGUGUUGAUGGAAGUAUAAUUUGCAAAGAUUGUCAAACAGUACAACCAAAUUGUGAAACAUGUGAUUCAUCUUUCAGGUGUUCUACUUGCAAUAAUCGUUUUACAAGAUUUACAGAUGGAACUUGUGUAAGUUGUAGUGAUUCAUUUAAUGAUUGUUCAGUAUGCAGUCAAACUUCUUAUUCGUGUCUUCAAUGUUCAACAAAAGAGUAUUAUGUUAAUAGUACAACUGGGAAGUGUAUCUCUUGUUAUCUCAAUACAAAUGGAAGUUGUCAAACUUGUGAUUCUCCUACUCAUUGUUUAUCAUGCGCUUCAAAUUAUUAUUUAAAUUCUUCUUCUUGUAUUCCUUGUUCUACAAUCUUAAAUUGUGAGUCAUGUACUUCUAAUGGACUCUGUACAAGAUGUUCUUUCCCAUAUACUCCUACACCAAAUGGUUGUGUCUCUUGUUCAUUAAUAAUUCCACAUUGUUCUCAAUGUACCCAAACAGGAAAUACAUGCAGAUCAUGUGAAAAAGGAUAUUAUCUAUCAUCUAAUAAAUGUAUUGAAUGUUCAACUCAAAUCUCACAUUGUGCUGAAUGUGAUUCUGGUUCAGAGUGUAAAGUAUGUGAAAAUGAUUAUUAUUUAAAAGAUAAAAUGUGUUAUUUAUGUAGUGAAAUUACUGAAUGUAUUUUAUGUUCUCCUGAUAAAGAUGGGUGUUUGCUUUGUUCUAAUAAUGCUCUUCCAGAAAAUGGAAAAUGUAGUAAAUGUUCUCAAAUUCUCUGUGAUGUUUGUGAAGAUUAUAACAUUUGUACAUCAUGUUCUAAUGGUAAUUAUUUAAGUAAUGAAGGAAUUUGCACAAAUUGUAAUUUGAUGUCAGGUUGUUCUGUAUGUAAUACUACUUCAGAGAGUUGUGUUACUUGUCAUCCAGGAUUUUAUUUAAAUGAUAAAAAUCAAUGUGAACCUUGUGGUAGAGAUUGUUCACAAUGUCUUUCUAAUACUCAUUGUAUUACUUGUAAUAAAAAGUAUGUAUUACAAGAUAAUGGUUCUUGUAGUUUUUGUUCAGAUACAAUUGUUGGGUGUUCACAGUGUAAUCAAAACAAAUUAAGUUGUGAUAUUUGUGAUAUUAAUUAUUUUAAGAGAGAUGAUAUUUGUUCUCCAUGCACAGAAAUCCAUCCAAAUUGUAAUUCUUGUGAAUAUGAUAACGAAUCAGGUAAACCGAUAUGUACUAUUUGUUCUCUUAAUACAGUAGUAAAAAAUAAUACAUGUUCCAGUUGUGAAGUAAAUGAGUAUAUUGAAGAUGGUAAAUGUGUUAAAUGUAAUGAAAUAAUGAAUAAUUGUGUGCUAUGUGAAAAUAAUGAAAAAGGAAAAAUGUGUAAAAGAUGUGAAUCAGGUUAUGGAUUUAAUUCAGAUAAAUCAGCAUGUAUUCAAUGUAGUGGAGUUAUAGAUCAAUUAGGGUAUUGUGUUUUAUGUGAAGAUAAGAACUGUUUAGUAUGUAAUGAAACAAAUUAUUGUAUUAAAUGUAUUUCUAACAGUUAUAUUUUAAGGAAUGGAAUAUGUACAUAUUUUGAUGAUACUAAUUGUUUAUUUAAAAAUGAAAUAAUUGGUUGUGAAAAUUGUAAAACAAGUAUUUCACUUACAGGUAUUUGUUCUAAUAAAUCUCAGAAUGAAAUGUGUUCUUUUUAUUAUAAAACAUCAAAUACUAAUGAAAUAUGUAAUUAUUAUUAUCACAAUCAAAACAAUAUUAUGAUUAAUGGUAUUUGUACAACAAAUAUAAAUUGUAAAACUCAAAUUGGUAAUGAUUGUGUUGAAUGUAAUGAUGGAUAUUAUCUUAAAAAUAAUAAUUGUAUUAAAUGUGAAUCACAUUGUAAUAAAUGUUAUUUAUCAAAUAAUGGAAGUAUAUGUUAUUUAUGUGAAGAAAAUUAUGGAUUAAUUAAUGGAGAAUGUAAACUUCUUGAUGAAAUACAUUGUUCUUCAAUAGAAAAAGAAAAAACAUUUUGUAGUGAUUGUAAUAAACAAUAUUAUUUGGAUAAUAAUAGAAAUUGUCAAAAAAUAACAAUAAAUGAUUGUAUCUAUUCUCGUGAUAAUAUUAAUUGUUUAAAAUGUUCAUCAAAUAAAAUUCUUACAAGAAAUAAUAAUGGUGAAUUUACUUGUGGAAAGAUAUUACCUGAUAACUGUGAACAAUCAAAUGAAAAUGGAUGUUUAAGAUGUAGUGAUGGAUUUUUCCUUUUGAACAAUGAAUGUUCUAAAUGUGAUGAUAAUUGUAAUACAUGUUAUGGUACUAAAACACAAUGUAUUACUUGUAACUUUGGUUAUACUUUAGAUACAAAUUAUCAUUGUAAUUUCAUUGGAGAGCAAGUAAAAAAAUGUAAAACAUUCUUACCAAAUGCUCAAGGAUGUGCUGUAUGUAAAGAUGGAUAUUACUAUAAAAAUAAACAAUGUUAUGAAUGUGAUGUUUCAUGUUCGACUUGUGUUUUAAAUAGUAAAACAUGUACAACAUGUAAUGUUAGUGGUAGUUAUUUCUAUGAUAAUUAUAAAAAAAAUUGUCAACAUAUUUCAUCAUUAACUCAUUGUAUUAAUAUUACAAGUACUGGAUGCUCUGAGUGUGAGCCAGGUUAUUAUAUUAAUAAUCAAUAUUGUUCACCUUGUCUUUUACAAUGUGCCACUUGUAGUAAUAAUUUUGAAUGUGACUCAUGUCCAGAAAAUUAUGUAUUAACAAGUGAAUCAUACACAUAUAAAAAUUGUUUAUAUUAUACUAAUAUAAGUCAUUGUACUUCUGCAAAAGAAAGUAAAUGUAGUUCUUGUGAAGAAAACUAUCAAUUAUUAAAUGAUGGGACCUGUGAAAUAAAACAAAAUUAUUUUAUUGUUAUUGGAAUACCAAUUAUAAUUUGUAUUAUAAUAACUUUAAUAAUUAUUAUUUGUAUUGGAAGUAUUGUACUUUAUAUAACAAAGAAACAAAAAACAAGAAAUAGCAUAAAUAAAACAAAACUUGAUUUUCAAUUUGACUAUAAUGAAGAAACAUUUAUUCCAGUAGGAAUGGAAACACGUGAUAUUAUUUGUAUUGGUAAUGAAAAGUGUCAUUUAUUAAAAAUUCAAUUAUCUACUAAAGAAAAUACUAAUAAAUUUUCUAUUAGAACAAGUCCACAAUUAGUUUCUUUGAAAAAAGGAAAAGCGUGUGAAUUUGAAAUAUUUAUUAAACCAUUAUGUACUUGUGUUAUAGAUGAAUAUAUUGUAAUCUCUUGUUUAGAUAUUAAAAGAGGAAUUAAGUAUUAUUCAGAAAUUAAAGUAAAAUGUGAAACAGAAAUAACAAGUAGAUUAGAUCCAGAUGAAUUAAAAGAAGAUAAAAAACUCGGAGAAGGAUCAUUUGGAAUUGUCUAUUUAGGAAAAUAUAGAGGAAAUAAAGUAGCAAUAAAGAAAAUGAAACAAAUAAGUGAAUCUGAUAUGAAUAGAGAAAUGAAAGAAUUUAAAAAAGAAACAGAUAUGUUAGAUAAAUUUAGAAAUGAAUAUAUUGUUCAUUUUUAUGGUGCAGUAUUUAUUCCAAAAAAGAUAUGUAUGGUAACAGAAUUUGCUGAAUAUGGAUUAAAUUAUCUUCAUUCAAAUGGUAUAUUACAUCGUGAUAUUAAACCUGAUAAUAUUCUUGUAUUUUCCUUAGAUACUAAUAUUAAAAUAAAUGCUAAAUUAACUGAUUUUGGAAGUGCUAGAAAUGUUAACUUGUUAAUGACAAAUAUGACAUUCACUAAAGGUAUUGGAACUCCUGUUUAUAUGGCUCCUGAAGUUCUUAAUAAAGAACAUUAUAAAACACCAGCCGAUAUUUAUUCAUUUGCUAUAACUAUGUUUGAAACAAUUAAAUGGGACAAUCCUUAUUCAAAAGAAGUUUAUAAAUUCCCAUGGACUAUUGCUAGUGCUGUAGUAGAAGGAAAACGCCCAGACAUUUCUUCGUAUGAACCAAAUCUUAAACACAUCAUUGACAUGUGUUGGAAACAAGAACCUAAAGAACGAUUUAUUUCAUCUCAAAUAGUAACUGAAUUGACUAAAUACUUCACAAGUAUUGGAAUUAACGAUAUUUAUAAUAUUCCUUCAAGUGAAAAGUUCAAUGAUAAUUAA
This is a messenger RNA of Entamoeba dispar SAW760, 5871 nucleotides long. Its product is annotated as protein serine/threonine kinase, putative. The transcript is spliced from 11 exons. NCBI's taxonomy places the organism in Eukaryota, Evosea, Mastigamoebida, Endamoebidae. The coding region runs from base 1 to 5871 and encodes 1956 amino acids. The record is from RefSeq and is a predicted model, not a curated record. Gene Ontology annotation, biological process: protein phosphorylation. Gene Ontology annotation, molecular function: ATP binding; protein kinase activity.